Messenger RNA from Lingula anatina, 1753 nucleotides. RefSeq names its product TPR and ankyrin repeat-containing protein 1-like. The record is from RefSeq and is a predicted model, not a curated record. Gene Ontology annotation, molecular function: ATP binding; protein binding. Lineage: Eukaryota; Metazoa; Brachiopoda; Lingulata; Lingulida; Lingulidae.
CCAUGUGGAAGAGCCUGACUCACUGCACUUGGCCUAGGGAGUGGUACCCCGUCGUUGCUAGGAUGAUGGUUACCAUGGUGAAGAUACUCUGUGGUAAUCACAACCCAAAGUUCAAUGUGAUUGAAGAUGCUUUCUCAUCUGUUGAGUACAUCAGGAGUGGGGAGACAGAACGGACCCUAGUUUUGAUGCUUACUCUCUUGUGCAACACCAACCAAGCCUUGCCUCCUGAUUGUGAAAUCCUGAUCCGCAGAUCCUUGAACUCCAUCAGACUUGACAGAGAAUUUUUGCCACAGAUGCUCUACAUGAUGGUCAAGGCAGCAAAAGAGGCAAGUGGGCUCCAAGGUAUUGUAGAAGUUCUGCAAGAAGUGCUGCGUCAAAGAGACCAGUGUCUGUAUCAAUGUGUGUGGGGUACAAUUGGUAAAAAGUUUAGCACUGCGAAGGGAUUGGUCAAUCAUCCAGUUAGACCUGCAUCUUUCUGCCCCACAUAUAACAUGCCUCUCACAGAUGUUCAAGACACAGCAAGCAGCUACUCAGAUACAGGGAAGGAAGCAGAAAUCUAUGAGGAGGAGACAGAGGAAGUUGAUGAGCAAGAAAUCUUAGAUGCAGAAAAGUCAGCCAAAAGACUUCAAAUGGAAAAGAAGCUUGUUGUUUGUCUUUUGGUAAUUCGAGCAUGCAGGAAGUUCAAUCAACUGAGACAAGUACCUAAUCAGGCAGCAUCUGCAUCGACCAAGGACAAUGGCCUUCCGAAUCUAAUACAACACAUCACUAUUGAUAACACCAUGUGUGGGUAUUGUGGAGUUAACUUCUCAAGUGCCCCUACAACUCAAGAUUGGGAAGAAGAAAAGGAAGAAAGUCCAGCAUCACAGCAGACAAGAUCAAUUUCCCCUAUCAUGACGAAUGAUACUGCAAGUUCGCCCAUGCCCAAUGUUUCACCCCAACCAUAUCUGUAUCAGAGUCAGUUAUCAUGGGAACCUACUAAAAGUAUAGACACCCAGUUUGCCUCACUGGAUGAGGUAGGGCACCUGUCAGAUAGUGCACAGCCCACCCACAUCUUUGACCCAACAGUAGAGCAAGCCAAGCAGAGAAACAGUCAUGAGAAUACCACGGACCAUAAAGAGCAAAAGCAGUAUUUUGGAAUAUUCCACUCAGUAUAUGUGAAAAAAGUAUUACCUCUACUGCAGGAAUUUGAGGAUUUUAAGCAACAGUUACCAUGCAAAGAUGAACGUAAUGCAGAAGCUCUUCAUUUCAAGCUACAUGAACUUACAAAUGCAAUCAUGCAUCUGAAAGAUGCUGUGAACAGUGUGAUUCAACAAAAGAUGUGGGGAAGUACUAAAGAAGUUCUUGACCAAGUAGAGAAGGUUGCAAUAAAGUUGAGAGCAGGAAUGCCCAUUUUUAUGGAGUGGCAGAGGGAGGCAGAGGCCAAGAAGCACAGAAUAGCUGUAGCUCAGGAGAAAGCAGCUGAAGAAAUGGAUGAAGAGAUAGUCAAUGCACACGAUGAAGAUGAGAAUAAGGUGGGCCAUCUUCUACCAGUGACGGAAGGGCCAGGUGGUCAGAGACAGAUAAAGAAAAAUAAGAAGAAAAUGAAACGUAAACGCAGCAGGCAGAAAUAGUUUUUAUUAAGUUCUUUCACAUUUACUACAUGUAUAUACACAUUGUGUUAUGUUAUGCUGAUUUAGACCAUGUUCUAAAGAAAAACUUUUAAAAUUCCGUUUAGAAAUGUGAAAAAAAUUCACAAAAGUUGACAUUUUUCAGU